This is a messenger RNA of Aspergillus tanneri, 429 nucleotides long. RefSeq lists its product as uncharacterized. The coding region runs from base 1 to 429 and encodes 142 amino acids. NCBI's taxonomy places the organism in Eukaryota, Fungi, Ascomycota, Eurotiomycetes, Eurotiales, Aspergillaceae. The record is from RefSeq and is a predicted model, not a curated record. The transcript is spliced from 3 exons.
AUGUCAUACCAAAUCACCUACGACCCGUCACUCGCGCCACCGAACACGGCCGCCAUGAUUUCCUUCAUGGAGUCAUUCUACGCCACCAGCGACACUGAGUCCAAACACGAUGUCUAUGUGGAUAGUUUCACCCCGGAUGGGACUCUAAUCAUGGGAUCCAAGGUGGCGAAUGGAUCGAGUGAGAUCCUCACCCUCCGUCAAAGUCUCUGGACCCACGUGGCGUCACGCAAACACUUCCUCUCGCGCAUCUACUUCGGCGGACCGAAUGAACUCAUGCUCCAUGGGACGGUCAAGUACGUGCUUAAGGCGGAUCCCAGCGCAGAGGUGGAGGUUCCCUGGGCGGGGAGAGUCGUGUUUGACGAGAAAGUGUUAAAGAUGAGGUUUUAUCAGGUUUAUUUUGAUCCGACGGUGCAGUCGGGGAGGAAAUGA